This is a messenger RNA of Penicillium macrosclerotiorum, 909 nucleotides long. Its product is annotated as RTA1 domain-containing protein. Gene Ontology annotation, cellular component: membrane. The record is from RefSeq and is a predicted model, not a curated record. Lineage: Eukaryota; Fungi; Ascomycota; Eurotiomycetes; Eurotiales; Aspergillaceae. The transcript has 2 exons. Bases 1 to 909 code for a protein of 302 amino acids.
AUGAGCUUUCAAGAUGUUGUUGCGCGGUCCUUUGGCUAUGUUGACCCUAAUUUCGUGAAUCCCGGCGGGAAAAAUGAUACCAGCGUCAUUAUUUACGGUUACACCCCAUCUAUCGUCCUAGCGGGCAUCGCUGCGGCCUGGUUCUUUCUCCACUUGAUACUCCAUACGACCCAAAUUUGGAGAUACCGAAGCUGGUGGUGGAUGACCUUUUCUACCGGCUUGGUGUUCGAGAUCAUAGGGUACAUUGCCAGAAGCCUGUCAGCCAAGAAAGACCCGUACAACCUGAUCUAUUUUGUCCUGAACUACUUCUUUGUCGUGACCGCACCGGUUUUCCUUGCCGCAGGGGUGUAUACCGUUCUUUCAGCCCUCAUCUCCAGAUUAGGGAACGGGUAUUCCUUCCUCCGGCCCACCGUCAUCCUAGGAUUCUUCAUAACAUCGGACGUGAUCUCGACAAUCGUGCAAAUUGCCGGCGCCGUCCUGGUUGGCGUGAAGGAGUCCCGACGCCAGAAUCCUGAGACUGCAAACAACAUCCUUCUCGCGGGUCUCGCGUACCAGGUGUUUGCUAUGAGCAUCUUCGUCGUGUUGAUGACAACAUUCCAACUUCGAGCUCGCCGCCGCAUCAAGGAGCAGGGUUUUCGAGUAUUCUGCCUGUCGUUUUCAGUAUCCACUCUCCUGGUUUAUAUGAGGACAAUAUUCCGUCUUAUUGAGACGGCCGAAGGUCUUGGAGGGAAAUUGUCGACACAUGAAGUUUACUUCGCAUGUCUCGAAUUCGCGCCUAUCGCACUUGUGGCUCUUCUCUUUUGUAUUUGGCAUCCGGGUCGCUGCCUUGGAGCUCAAGUGCGCGCACACACUGAGAAACUGCCAGGCAAUAGCGGUCGGGAUACGUUGGUUGCUCAUGUUCAUUCAUGA